AAAAAAUGGAACACACCAGCAGUGUGAGGAGACCUGAAAGUGGCACAUGGCAGAGUGUGGCGAUGGAGACAGCAGCAAUGGGAGGCCGUACAGGGACCCAUGAGACACUCUGGACCUGGCAGCAGCAUGAGGAGGCGGUACAGGGGCCCAUGGCAGAUUACGGGCCUGGCAGCAGCAAUGGGAGGCCCGUAAUCUGCCAGCACCCUAUGACAAAAUGGAACCCACCAGCAGUGUGAGGAGACCUGAAAGUGGCACAUAGUCAGAGUGUGGCGAUGGAGACUGCCAGCAAUGGGAGGCCGUACAGGGACCCAUGAGAGAUUGUGGACUGGCAGCAGCAUGA
Molecule: messenger RNA, 340 nt
Organism: Staurois parvus
Lineage: Eukaryota; Metazoa; Chordata; Amphibia; Anura; Ranidae
Source: the annotation of a GenBank genome assembly